CAAGGGCAAAACUACAACUCCCAGCGUGCCCCCAAUACUGCGCUCUACCAGGGAAUGCUGGGAGUUGUAGUUUCACCACGGCUACAGGUAGCGCUGACAUAAUGCAAGGCUGUAACAAUUAUUCAGCUGACUACAACUCCCUACUGUCUGGGCAUGCUGGGAGUUGUAGUUUUGCAACAGCUAGAGUCAUCCCAAUAAACUAAAUAGCAUAUUGAUGAUUGGCUGCAGUACUCGGCUCUACCACUAGGUGUCAGUACACUUUUUGCACACAUCUACAGGGACACGUCCUGUACAGUGAGAUCACUGGCUACUACAACUAAAGAAUGUUGUCAACAUUGCUUUAUGGGACUUGUAGUUCUACAGUAUUCUAUCUUUUCCCAGCUGUGUUGUGUUAUAAACAGGUCCAGGGGAAAGGUGCCUUAUUGGAGAAAAGUUUCGUGCUGUCAUCCCUGUCUGUGCUCGCCAUUGGAGCCUAUAGAUGGAAGAGCAGACAUGCUGUAAUAUACGCCAGUAUUAAAGUUGAAGAUGUGAAGGAAGAAGCAGAUUAUCUCUAUGGAGCUGCGGAGACGGAGAAGUUAUACGAGUUGCUGAGCCAGUACGGGGACAGCACUGAUGCUGAAAUCCUCUGGAGACUUGCCCGGGCUUCUAGAGAUCUGGCUCAGCUCAGCAAGACUCCCCCCGACGACAAGAAACGAUUGGUGUACGAAGCCCGAGAAUUUGCCAAAAAAGCCCUGGAAAUAAACGAGUCCUGCUCAGCAGCGCAUAAGUGGUAUGCCAUAUGUCUCAGCGACGUGGGAGAUUAUGAAGGCAUGAAAGUGAAAAUUGGAAACGCUUACAUCAUAAGGGAUCACUUCCAGAGAGCCAUAGAGCUGAAUCCAAACGAUGCCACCACUAUUCAUCUUAUCGGUGUUUGGUGUUACACGUUUGCGGAUUUGCCCUGGUACCAGAACAAAAUAGCUGCGGCCUUAUUUGCAACACCGCCGUCCUCAACAUUUGAUGAGGCUUUAAUAUAUUUUGAGAUGGCUGAAGAAGUCGAUCCAAAUUUUUACAGCAAAAACCUACUUUACCUGGGAAAGACGUUUCUGAAGCUGAAGAACAAUGAGUUAGCCUUACAGUGGCUGCAAAAAGCGAAAGACUAUCCUGUACGAACAGAGGAAGACAAGGCGGUGUAUAAGGAGGCUACUGACAUUCUCAAGUCAUAUGGAGUAAAAGUCUGAUUCUUCCUGCCUAUGAACAGAAAUCACUAACUAUUUCGCUUCUUGUGUAUAUUUUUAUUAUAAUGUUAAAGAAAAUUAAAACUUUAAUUUCGCCAUAAUACCUCAAGUAACACAAUAGCAGUCGGCACAUGCAAGUGUAUCUAGAAUGUUACAGAGCAGAAGGGUAUGUUCACACUGAGGUAUUGGAGCGCAAUUCCGUGGUGUGAACCCCUAACAUAAGGACCUGUUCACACUGCAGAAUUUCAGCGGUGGACAAUUCCGCUGCUGAAAUUGUUACGCACAAAGGAGGAACAUGUCCCUUCUUUGCACAGAAGUCCAUGAGACCUGCAUUGCCGUUAAUGGUGACAGCGCAGGGCCGCACGGUCCCACCGCCAAAGUCAUCUCGUUCACAUACCCUAAUGGGGAUUAGAAAAAAAGGCCAACACUGGAAAUGUAUAUGCCUUAGUUUGAAUUUGGAGUUGACUUCUAUGGGGGUGGCGGGGGGUUCUAGUCAUGUACUGUAACCUGUGCAGGGAGGGGAGCAGUGACAUCGCCUUAUUUAAUCUAUAUAUUGGUGUCCUCUCUCACUGUAAUCCUGUAGGGAUGGUGUCUGAGCUCCCAGGAGGGAUCUAAUAGGUGAUGUAAUCAUUGUAGUUGGCAGGAAUCAGGGGCCACAGGGCAGACCACUUUCUGUGACACAUUAAGCACUGUGGUUUUACGGGGGUCACAUGACUCAGCUACAUUAAUGACAUGUAUGGAUGCAGUGGCAGAUGGUACUACAGAAAUACUGGGGGCGAGUGUGUUAUACAGGCAAGAAAAAAAAAAGUGCUUUUGUAAAGGGGUAUUCUGUGAUUUAUCAAUUUAAAAGGGGUACUCCCCUGCCCCAGAGUCCGGAACGUUUAGUUCAGAACACUGGGUGCGGGGAUUGCGACGUCACACCCCCUCAAUACAAGUCUAUGGGAGGGG
This is a messenger RNA of Hyla sarda, 2162 nucleotides long. It is a transcript of the gene RMDN1, whose product is annotated as regulator of microtubule dynamics 1. The transcript has 10 exons. NCBI's taxonomy places the organism in Eukaryota, Metazoa, Chordata, Amphibia, Anura, Hylidae. Gene Ontology annotation, molecular function: microtubule binding. The record is from RefSeq and is a predicted model, not a curated record. Gene Ontology annotation, cellular component: cytoplasm; mitotic spindle pole; spindle microtubule. The coding region runs from base 324 to 1217 and encodes 297 amino acids.